AUCAUCGAGGUGGAAGGGUUGUCACUAGUUACCGCAGCCAGAAAGUCAAAAAUGCCAUUAAUCUUAAACAUUGAUGAAGAAAAUAAGCUUCUUAAACAUUGAUGAAGAAAAUAAGCUUUUUAAUCUUAAUUUAAGGUUACGUAUAAUGUUAGCAGCGUGGUUAGGGUUAAGAGUAAGGUUUAAAAUCAGAUUUUAAGAAGAGCGAUUGUAAAAAUAGGAGGGGUUUAGCCAUAAUUAUGACAUUGUGGCUUCGGUAACUAGUGACGACCAGGUGGAAGAGCAAAGUCUGAACCGAGAAGUUUAUAGUCUAAUAAUAGACCCUACAACAGCCCUUUCUGUCCGCGGACAGACUACUGGACACUAGUUAACGUACCAGACAGAGCUAUAGGUAUGGCGGCGGGGGAAGCACGAAAAGUCAUCAUCUACGGCGGGAAAGGAGCGCUAGGAGCCACUUGUGUACAAUACUUCAAGUCUAAAAACUGGUGGGUGGCGUGUAUUGACAUCAAUGCCAAUGAGGAGGCAAGCGCCAACAUCCUAGUCAAACCAACAGACUCCUUUACUGACCAGGCAGAACAGGUGACAGCAGAUGUGUUGUCAUUGCUAGGCGACCAGAAGGUGGAUGCCAUCCUGUGUGUGGCGGGAGGAUGGGCCGGGGGCAGCGCCAAGGCUAAAGCGCUAUAUAAGAACAGUGAUCUGAUGUGGAAGCAGAGUGUGUGGACGUCGACCAUUUCCAGUCACCUAGCAACCAGACACCUGAGAGAAGGGGGGCUGCUCACACUGUCUGGAGCCCAGGCUGCCCUGUCCGGAACCCCAGGUAUGUUGGGUUAUGGUAUGGCGAAGGCAGCGGUACACCAGCUGUGUCAGUCUCUAGCGGGAACCAACAGUGGCCUCCCCCCACAAGCUGCUGCUGUCACUAUACUACCCAUUACCUUGGAUACGCCUAUGAACAGGAAGUUCAUGCCCGACGCUGAUGUCACUUCAUGGACACCGCUGGAAUACGUGGCAGAAAUGUUCUAUGGCUGGUUGACAGGAGAGAACCGACCGGCCUCCGGAACUCUGCUGCAGCUGGUGACAUCACAGGGCCAGACACAGGCCACACCCCUGUAGAGGCGCACUCUUCCACGAUCUGCUCACUGUCCUCAAGUCCUGAAAUUACCAUAACACUACCUAAUACUGGGCGCGUUCAAGCAGAUCAAUUUUGUCUAGUCGGUCACUGCCUUUCAAAGUGUGUUGCAUUAUGGGGAUAAAAAUAGUCCGACGUGCCUAGACAUCGAUUGCAUGAACUUUACAAAGGUCAUGCAGUUUUUGAUUUAGUCGCUACAGGUACUUCUCACCAACUGCACCAUGCAGCCAUCACCUGCAUUGUGGGAGGCAUUAUUUGUGCUUCUACAUCUGCAUUGCUUGCUGUUUAGGGUUUUAGGCUGGGUUUCUGUAUGAGCACUUUGUGACAUCUGCUGAUGUAAAAAGGGCUUUAUAAAUUUGAGUUAACUAAUCAUUAGGGUGUUUUUGGUUGACCCGAGGGUCACCCGAGGGAAUGUGACCAAAGACGUGACUGAAACAGGAACCACCUUUGCCAUGAUUCUAAAGCUACAUGGAAUAAAAAUAAGUGAUAUUUAA
This is a messenger RNA of Coregonus clupeaformis (lake whitefish), 1617 nucleotides long. RefSeq names its product dihydropteridine reductase. Bases 391 to 1107 code for a protein of 238 amino acids. Gene Ontology annotation, cellular component: cytoplasm. Gene Ontology annotation, molecular function: NADH binding; NADPH binding; 6,7-dihydropteridine reductase activity. Gene Ontology annotation, biological process: tetrahydrobiopterin biosynthetic process; L-phenylalanine catabolic process. The record is from RefSeq and is a predicted model, not a curated record. The transcript is spliced from 7 exons. NCBI's taxonomy places the organism in Eukaryota, Metazoa, Chordata, Actinopteri, Salmoniformes, Salmonidae.